Hibiscus syriacus is the source of this 437-nucleotide messenger RNA. RefSeq lists its product as uncharacterized. Lineage: Eukaryota; Viridiplantae; Streptophyta; Magnoliopsida; Malvales; Malvaceae. The record is from RefSeq and is a predicted model, not a curated record. Bases 30 to 419 code for a protein of 129 amino acids. The transcript is spliced from 2 exons.
AAACCUUGUCCAAUACAAAGACUUGAUCCAUGGAUAAAUCUAGAAAUUUUUUGUCCCUUUUUCUCCGGAAAUCUCCAUUUUUCCCUUUUAGAAAACAUCAAACCACCGGCUGCCAUGCUCACACAGCUCAGCAGCACUCCGGAUUUUCCCACCUUAUUUUCCCUCGAACCAAACAAGCCGACAAAGGUGUAAAAACAACAGCAGCAGCAACAACACUUUCCAAAGAGAAAAUGGCUCAAGCUUUUUCAAGUGAAGAUUCUGACCCCUUUGGUUCACCGAAUAAAGAAAGCAGUCACCGUAAGAAGAACAAUGAUACGGACAGGGAGGCGGAUAAAAGAGAGAACCUUGACAACCCACAAGAACACGUGGCUCUGAAUCCAACUCGACAAGCGUUGGUCCUGAUGCACCAGAAGAUAUGAAAAAAGAUUUUGUGGAAC